AGUCUCCUAUAGUCUAGGCCUACAGUAGUUAGUGUAAUGAAGUGACGGCAGCGCUGGUAGGCUGGACUGUCUUUAAGAAGCAGCCAGUGGAGCAUUUCUGCCUCCAACGCACAAUCAGAGCGAUAGGAAUAAAAGCUCAGUGAGCCGGUGAAGCUGUUGGCUGGAAAAGCUUCAGGUCGCUGCGCACUGCUGAUGGACCGACUGCUCUCACACUGACUCCACACAAACACACACACACACACUCAUCUAACUGCAUGGGAACAUGUCGCAGUACACUCUGGGAGUUCACCUGCAGAUCCUGCUGGCUGUUGGUCUGGCUGUGUUCUGCUUCUGUCUGGUUCUCGGUUGUGUCCUCUGCUUUCGCAGAAGGAAGAGCGUUUCAUCAGAGGACAAGGAGGCUGUUUUCUUGUCUCCCCAACCUGCUGAGAGGGUGACUGUGACAUUGACUCCAUCUCCGUGUACUCAGCCUGUCAAGCAGCAGUACGAGGAGCUGGACGGGGACGUGCUGGAAUUCCCUUCCUCUAAAAGCAGCUCUUCUCCCUCUGAGGAUGACCUCACUGCUCUGCCCUUUGACCACAGCCCUACCAGGUCUGCUGAGCUGGUGCAAUCUGCCGGGUCUUCUUUUCCGAUGCGGCGCCUCAGCACCCCGGCUGUUCCCAUCCCACCUAGUAAAUCUCCAGGUCACGGUAGAGCCUCUCUGCCCUCCCUCACUAAGCUGAGCCUGGUGUCCAGGUCCCGUCGGGCCACGGGUCGGCGCAGCACCGUGAGCGGUGAAAGUUUUCUGUUCAACGAGAGCAGUCGACUGACUACUGUUCCUGCCAGAUCUCCCUCCCAGCAGGGGGAGCCCUGUCUAUCACAGUACGGCUCUAGUUCUCUCUCCAGCUCCUCCAAAGCAGCUCCUCUCCUGCACUUCUCCUUGCUCUUCUCCUCUGCUUGUGGCACCCUGAUGGUCAACAUCCUGGGACUCUCGAGAGCCAGUCGAAGACGCACAGGUGCUGUGUUCGUCCGGGCCAGCCUUCCUCCUCUCUGCCCCUCCCCUCAGCAGAUAGCCUCUCGGCGCCGCAGCCUCAGCCCAGACCUCAACAACCAGAGCUUUGUGCUGCAGGUGGGCUCUGUGGAAGAUCUGCGCACCUGCACCUUGAGACUCGCUGUCUGCAGCAAGGACUUCUCAGGCCUGAGAGAGGCUGCGCUGGGGGUGGUGGAGCUGCCCUGUGAGCAGGUGGAAUGGGAGCCUGACACCACCACCACCUACACCAGGGAGCUCAGCCCAACUAAAAUCAAGCUGAAAAAGAGUGUGAGUUCUCAGGAAACGUUGGGUCGCAGGAAGAGCUCCGUGUGUGUGCCGCGGGCUUUGGGCCAGCUGUUCAUCCUGCUGCAGUACCAGACGCUGGCCCAGCGCAUCAAGGUGAUGGUCCGAAAGGCAGAGAAUCUGGCCAAGCUCACACGGAUCCCAGGUGCUGCAGACCACUACGUUGUCAUCAACCUGCGUCAGGAUGGGAAAGUAAUCGGUACCAAGGAGACCAAAGGGACCAGCGGUCCAAACCCGGUCUGGAACGCUCCCUUCCUGUUUGACCUGCCGUCUGGUGACAUCACGCAGCUACCAUUGGUCCUUGAGUUUAUCGUCAUGCAGGGCCGUCUCUACACUAAGAGCAGUAUUCUGGGUCGCGUGUUGAUUGGCAGCGAUGUCUCGGAGGCGGGACAGGGACACUGGAAGGAAAUGUGCAGUCGGGGGCAAACAGAGACGGCUCGCUGGCACAUCAUCCAAUCAGAUGUGCUGUAGGAUUGAUUGACAGACGGACUGUGGGACUGCGCUGUCGUCCCUCCGCCGCCCAGUGAGCGAAACACAAAGAGGUGGAUUUAGGUUGGGAAUAACAUGCGAUUGGGCUGCACACGCUUCAAAGUAUUUCCUUUAGUCUUUUUUUAUUUUCAAGUCAGUUGUGGAAUUUUGGUUUGCUUUGGCAACUUUGAUAGAUUUCCAUGUCAUUCAUCAGCAGAUAAUGUUCAUGAAUUAAAUAACUGGUCAUGCUGUGUUAAGAAGAGACAAAAAAUAUCAGACAAAUAUCCAGAUGAUCCAUGAGUAUCUGCAGAGGUUUAGAGGGACAAGCACUGAUCACUGGAUGGAGGAGGGAUGUGUGGCAGCUUUCUCAAUACCAACAGUAUUCUGCAUCCCGGCAUUGCCUUUGUGAUUAUUUCCACUGUGACUUCUGAAAACUUUAGUCUGUAUAACUGUAUCAAACUAGUUGUAUGCAACUUGUGAUGCUGUUGUGGUACUGUUUGUAUUGUGAUGAAAAAUGUAGAAGAAGGUCGGCACUCUGUAGCUCCCUUUAAGUGCAAUAUAUUGGCACAUCUUAGGGACAUUUUAUUAAGUCUGAAGACGAGCAUCUGCUCGAAACGUCACUAACUAAGAUGAGCCAAUAAAUUGCACUUAAAGGGAGCUACAGAGUGUGGACCUUCUUCUACAGUUUUCAUUGCUGUCUUCUACUGGUCCAGCACCGGCCAACUACGGUUUUGGAUAUGCGCGACCACUUUACACUGUUUGUAUUGUGCCCAGAGGCUACAAAUGUUAGCGUUGAAAGUUAUAAGCAUAUAUAUUUGCCACUCUGCUCGUGGUUUGCUGUGGUGUAUUACUGUGCCAGUAUUUGUCCACAUACAGUAACACCUCUUCUUAUGAAUAUACACAACGCCAAUACGGUGCCCUCACUUAGUGUGGCAUGCCAGCUGAAUUAUUGUUUUACUGUACCUUCUUCAGUUCCCAAGAGGGUUUCUAAGUUUUGUUCUCUUAUCAUCCACAGGAAGCCAAUAAACAUAUGGGUUCACAGACAGCUCAGUUACGAAUAUAUACUUAUACUAAAAAUAUACAUAGAUUUUUACAAUAGUUACAACUUUAUUCAACAAUAAUGCAAAAUAGAUGAUUACAAGAGUCGAGAACCACUUUACUUUUGUCUGCUGUGUUGCUGUGCAACAUGAGGUCUUCAUAGCCAAAUGAUUGUGAGCAAGCAUCCGCAUUACCAAAUGACAUUAUUGACUGUCAUGCACUACUCAUACACCGUGUGCUCCCUGGCUAUUGGCUUUUAUUAUUGAUCUUUGAGAAUCUGCAGCAGUGUCUCAUGCAUGGACUGACUGUUCUUUCUGCAGUCAAUGGAACACUGUAAGAUAGAAACUGAAAUAGAUGUGGUCUAUUUUAAACAGACAUAUAAGGUGGUUAAAAA
Molecule: messenger RNA, 3209 nt
Organism: Sebastes umbrosus (honeycomb rockfish)
Lineage: Eukaryota; Metazoa; Chordata; Actinopteri; Perciformes; Sebastidae
Product: synaptotagmin-4
Exons: 5
Coding region: 263-1780 (505 amino acids)
Biological process (GO): cellular response to calcium ion; vesicle fusion; regulation of dopamine secretion
Cellular component (GO): axon; synapse
Molecular function (GO): calcium-dependent phospholipid binding; phosphatidylserine binding; calcium ion binding
Source: RefSeq, a predicted model, not a curated record